AUGAACGAAACGAGGGAAGAAAAUUACAAAAGCGGGUCGAAGGCAAAAUACCCGCAGUCACUGAUGAUGGAUAUGUCAAGGUCGUACAUGAACAGGCAAGACAGAAUCAACGCACUGAAUUUGUAUAUCCAAAAGUCAUCGUACAACCCUCAGUUUUUGCAAGAUGAUGAGGAAGAGGAAGAUGAAAGUGAGAGUGAAACAUUGGGAGAUAUAAUCCUGAGAAUUUUGUCGAUAAUCUAUCCGGACCUGUCCCCAGGAUUAUGGUUUAUAAUUCACUUUAUCAUGAAUUUGAUUGUUCUUUGUGUAAGUUUGAGUUCCUUAUCGGAGCCCAAUUUACACGAUCCGAUAGCCGAACCGAAAUAUAAUAGGACAUUCAUCUAUGGGAGCAUUUACUGUUCCUUCCUCAUCCUGGGUGUGAACAUAGCUUCUUUUACACUCAUCAUGGUGAUUCAUGCGAUCAUUCAGAAGGUGUUUUUGGAAAAGCUUCUCCAGCCAAGUGCCCUAUGUGCAGCUUUUUACAACACAGUGGAUCCGGAACUGGUGUACCUCUUAUGGUCAUCUGUUCAGAUUAUUUACUGGAGGAGUAACAUGAUUUUAAAAAAGGGAGUUCAAGAAAAUGAGAACUAUUUUGUUCUUCGUAUUUUUGGAUACAAGGAUCAGGACAACCCCUUUAUAUUUUUGAGUAGCAUAAACUGGUUAAUAACCUUCCCUACAUUAUUGUACAUUGUAUUUGCAGCCAGGUUGCUUUUCCUUUCCAUUAUAUCUUUUGUAUUCGAGUUGGGCUUUCUGAUGAAUGCCCAUGAUUUAUUAGGGAAAUAUUUGUCGAAAUAUGGUAUUCUCCGAAAAUUUAAUAUUGAAUGGUUUAUGUUCAUGGCAGACAAGCAAGAAAAUAUCAGGUCCCUGUUUGGCUACGAACUAUACCAGGAUGAGAAGAUGAUCAGGCAAUUAGAAACCAAUGACAUUAGUAAGAAGUUUGUUCAAGAUAAAGCUGAGUUGUUACUUUUUAAAAAUUUGCCUCGUAACUGCACAUGCUGUAAAAUUGCUCUAAAUAGGAAUAAAAAAAAAAAUGCCAUGAAGCUUUUGGUCCCUCCAAUUUUUGAGACAAAAAAUAUUGUUAAGACAGAAAACUCGACAAUCAAAAAUUGGCUAGCUUGUCAUUAUGUUGUAAAUACACCUCCUUUGAUUUUUCUUCUAAACAAUAGCAUUCCACUCAUUAAUAAAAAUUCAGUUAAAAUUGCUGGAGAUAUACUUUUUAGACAAAUCAUUAUGUCCUUGAAAAUGUAUUACCAAGAGAAGAAUGACACUUAUGCCUUCACCGGCUCCGCCAUGCAUAAUAUGUCUUCUGAUGAGUUCUCCCCUAAUAGGAAUAUCAUGACUUUGAAUUUGAACAGGGAUUCUAAUUUGACUCCCCUACAGGGUCCCUUCCCUUUUAGCCCUAAAAAUCUUGUGAACAAUUCCGAUUCGGAAUCCAGAGCGAAGAAGAAAAUAAACUUGGAAAACAUUUUCAACGAUAUCGAUUUGGACGCCAUCCGUUUGGAGGCUGCGCAGGAGGAAGCGGCAAAGAGAGCGGUUGUAGCAGGACGGAAGGCGACUGCUGUACCAGGGAUUAGCGAGCCAGAACCCUUGGGCAAGACAAAAAGUCGGGCCAAGCAGAAACCCAAGGCAAAGCGCGGAUCCAGGAAUGGAAGCAGCGUGGCUCAAAGGAGAAGGGGUAAAUCAGGAAAUUUGGAACGCGCGGAGGAGGUGAAUAGAGGCGGCUCAUCACCAGGGAGAACUGAUCUGGGUGGGCAACCUGGUGAUCGAGGUUCCCGUGGGUUGACUAGCGGGGGUUCUAGCCAAAAGGCGGAGAAAAGGACAUCCUCCGCGGUGAGCGGCACGAUUGAAAUGAAUAGGGAAAGGAAGGAGAAGCAUCGAGGGGAGACCUUGGAUGGUGUUGUAACUUCGGGUGCUUCUUCCCGUGUGCAACAAAUUAGAAGUCUCAAAGUUACCGACGGGGGGAUGCAAGUGCAUGAUCCAUCGGAUGAUCAGCUAGAUGAUGAACGGGGUGGAAAUGUCUCGGCCCUGAGGAAGGAAACCGUGCGGGCGAAUUUAGAGAGAGAAGCACGAAAUAGUGGUACGGGGGAGGGAGGGGCGAUUCUCCCGUCCUCCGCGAUUAGGCGAAGGGACGAGAUAGAUGAGAAACCAAGCCUCGACAGGAAAGGAACAUCCAUUUUGGAAGGCACAAAGUUCAAUAUUUGCAUAACGCCGUCCCUGUCCAUCAUUCAAGAAAGGGCGGGCGAGAAGAAAGACCCCGCUGGAUGCGCAAAUGAUGGAGCCAAUACUAUGUAUGAAGAUUUGAAGGGCGCAGAGGAGGGGACAUUUUACCCACCGCUCGAAAAUUACAAUAGCAUGCAGGUGCAAAUAAAGGAUAUCACAAUCGAGGAUGUCUUGCAGAAGAAGUACACCAUGGAUUCGAUGCAUAAGUGCGAAAUGGGGAGAGGAACCUCCGAAAAGGGGGCACUCGUCACAACGGAAGAGGUAGAUGAUGCAGAUGAGGAAGGUGCCCCGCGCGACAUCGAGCUGGAGAACGCGACGCAGAGGCUGAACCGUGAGUACACCGUGGGUGCUCCAGUACAAAAUGCACCAGCGAAGCGAAACACCACACUGAACAUUUCUAGUGAUGAAAGCAAUAAAGAUUCGUACACUAGAGAUGUGAACUCAUCGUAUCACCUAUUCGGAGAUAGAAAAAAAAAAACAAACAACAAAAUAAAGGAGUCUAUCAAAUUAAGUAGGAAAAUGAAAAAUAACGGAUCUACAAACAAGAACACGCAGAAUUAUCAUUCGCAUCUCAUGAACGAAGAAGUGAAUGUUCUAGAGAGGAGCGAUGCAAUCAACGUAAAAAUAUUGAAAGAAAAUAAGAAAACAAAACUUUUCCCAUGUCUAUGUUUUAAGAAGAAUAAGAAAGGACGAUUUAGCAGAAUAAAGAAAGACAUUUCUCUGGAAAUUGAUGAUCCCUUCGUUAUGAAUGUGAGAAGUCCAAUGCAAAUGAGCAUAAAUGGAAACGAAUUUAUAACAAAAGAAAUGAUUGAAGUUUUUCUGAAACCAGAAGAAGCGGAAGAAUUCAUGAAGGAAUUUGAUUUGUCUGGACAUGGAAAGAUUGACAUGCUCAUGUUUAGAAAUGCAAUAAAAAGAGCUAUAUCUUGUAGAAAAAAAUUUAUAAAAAGUUUGAAGGGACAAGAAAGUAUUCUUAAAUUGGUUCGUCGACUAAUGUCUAUUCUUCUUUCCUUCUUAGCAUCAGUCGUUCUUUUAUUUAUUUUUGGAGUCUCUGUCGACACUAUCAUUGUAACAGGGGCUGCGUUCAUAACUGCCGUGACGGUAAUUCUGAGCUAUAUGUACACAAGCUUUAUCACCUCCGUUAUUUUUAUCGCCUUCUCUAAUCCGUACAAUAUAGGGGAUCGUAUAAGGCUCGAUGGGGGAGAAGCCAUGUACAUUAAAAAAAUCAAAACAUAUACCACCGAAUUCGAAACCACCACUGGAAAAAUUGUUAUUUACGAAAAUUCAAAGCUAAGUAAUGCCAAGAUAUAUAAUGAAAGCAGGUCUAAAAAUGCUUAUAUAGACAUAUCCUUCAAGGUCGACAUUAACACCCCUCUGCUUGCACUUAAGGAACUGAGGAAGAGCUUACAGUUUUUGGUGGACAGUAGACCUAGCGACUUUUGCAAAACAAAGAAUUUAUAUUUUGGCUACUCCCUGCAGCCGGGUCAUUUCUACGAAAUCAGCUUCUGGAUCAAGUGCGUGGAGGGGUGGGGGAAUUGGAGGAAAGUAUUUGAGCUACGGACCGACAUUUACGAUUUUAUAAUUUUGCAACUGAGGCUUCUGAGUAUAUCUUACAGACUGCCUACACAGAAGGUUGGUUUCACUGCUCCACUCAAUAUUAUGGACACAAGUAAUUUAAAGGGGAACAGGAACAAGCCGUACGACUAUUCCAGCCCUCCCAAGGAGAUCAGAAAUCCUCUCUUCAUGCAGUCUGCGAAGCAUAAGAGGGAGUUCGACUUGUCAUCCUAUGAAUUACAAAACGGUGAUGUGCAAUGUGGGGACAGGCAAAGUGGUGAACACCUGUACGAAGAGCUCCCCUCCCGCCCGCAAAUCAGCUUACCUAUAUAUGGGUCAAACCUCAGGAGUGCACUGGAUGACGAUACUCCUUCUCAUUUCUGCCGCACCAAUGGAGUGGACCGUCACCUAUUACACAGGAGGCAAAGUGGUAACACCGAGCAUCAUGGAGCGGGGUGGGCUCAGGAUAAGACAACAUAUCAAGAGCGGACAUGCACUGUCGCCACUGGGUUGUUUCUCCCAAAGGGAAGAUCCCCUCUUGCGAACAAUUUUCCUUAUGAAGAGAGUUACACAUAUGGAGGGGUAGCCCCUACCAAAGGAACAAACAUCGGAGUGGGUAUACCACCUGUACCGUUUUGGAAUAAUUUCAAAACUGGUCAUCCCGUCAUCCCAAUGAAGAAUCCGUCGAACAUGUGGGACGACAGUGAGGACAAAAGUUCAAAACAAUGGCCUCAUGAAGGAAGGCAUGACUGGAAAACAGCUCCAUGUGAUGAUUUAGACGGAGUGAAUACCCAGUGCGGAACUACCUUCCUGUAUGGGGAGUACAAUAAUGAACAGCCCCAAUAUAUGCUUCAUGAGAACAGUAUUUUUCAUACCUCAGAGCCAUCACAAAGAAUGGAAUAUGAUGAGGGAGAAGAGUACUCUUAUGAUAGUUCCUCUGGUUAUGACAGCUUCGAAUACGUAAAGCAUUUUACAAAUCUCCACGAUGGAGUUCGGAGGGGUGCAUCCGUCAAGGAUCGCAGAAGCUUUGGGCUUAAAAGGGACUACAGUAAGAAAGAUAAGUAA
Molecule: messenger RNA, 4872 nt
Organism: Plasmodium knowlesi strain H
Lineage: Eukaryota; Apicomplexa; Aconoidasida; Haemosporida; Plasmodiidae
Product: mechanosensitive ion channel protein, putative
Exons: 1
Coding region: 1-4872 (1623 amino acids)
Biological process (GO): monoatomic anion transport; transmembrane transport
Cellular component (GO): plasma membrane
Molecular function (GO): mechanosensitive monoatomic ion channel activity; calcium ion binding
Source: RefSeq, a predicted model, not a curated record